AUGAUUACAGUACUGCGGUGCCGCCUGCGCAACUCGUACCCCGUGCGUCGUACAUUUUCGUACAGUCUCCAACCCCAAGCCGACCAACGAUCAAGCCUGUCUGUCUGUCAUCCAUCCAUUUAUCCACCCCAUCCAUUCAUCCAUCCGUCCACUCGUUCACCACCCACCCAUCCGCUCGCCCAUCCAUCCAACCAACCGCCAACCAACCGCCAACCAGCCGCCAACCAACCAUCCAUCCAUUCAUCAACCCAUCCGUUCGUCUACCUGGCCGACCAACAUCCGUCCAACCACCGACCAACCAACCGGCCAACACCGUCGCUCCUCGUUGCAUCAGCACUCGCCCGCCCGAGCUCGCCUCCCGCCGCUGCCGCCAACCAGACGUCAGCUCGCCGGCCCCCCUCCGUGCUCGCAGGCGCGCAGCUACCCCAAGCUCGAGCAGGCAAGCCGUCGUCACACCACCCCGUCGUCGUCAGCCCGCCUCCCGCCGGCAACGCUCCUCCCCACCAGCGAAGCCGACGUCGACGUCAGUCCGAGCCGAGCCUGGCCAAGGCGAGCGUCAACGGCCCGCUUUGUCAUCGUCGCCCUCGACCUCGAACUCGCCGCCGCCGUUCUUCCUCCUGCGUCAUCGUCGUUUGUGCCUCACGCACCGCUCCGCACGCCGUUGCCUCUCGCCCGGCACCGUCCUCACCCCCCACCCGACGCAUUUUACCGUGCUGCGCGCCCAUCGCUCUCGUGCCGAACGAGCCGGUCGACCUCCAGGAGUCCGCUCUGCCGUGCCGACAUUUCCGCCCCCGCGACGACGACAGCGACGACGACAGCGACGACGAUAGCGACGACGACAGCGAAGACGAAGACGACGACGAGGACGAGGACGACGACGACGACGACAACCACCAUCACCACCACCCCCGGCGCGAGGGUUCCCUCUCCAUCGUCACGACGAGGGCUUCCCAUGCGUUAGGCGCCUCGGGCGUUCCCCGCUGGCAAGAGGCAGCAGCGUAUCGACGUCGAUCGGGCUCGCCGCAUCCCCCAUCCGCCCUUUCGGCGUGCCAUCCUCGUGCCCGCCUGGCCGCCCAGGAUGGGUGGGUGUAUGAGCACCUCGAGCGUCGAGGUGGCCGAGCAGAAGAAGAAGAGUCAGGCGAUCGACAAGGCUCCGGCGAGAGCGGCAAGUCGACCAUCGUCAAGCAGAUGAAGAUUAUCCACCUCAAGGGCUACUCGGAAGACGAGCUCUACAACUACAGACCCACCGUCUUCAAGAACAUCGUCGAGUGCGCCAAGGCCGUCAUCGCGGCCAUGCAGCAGUUCGGCAUCGAGCCCCACGACGAGGAGAACCAGCGGCAUGUCGACUACCUGAUGCAGUACCAGGCCGAGUCGGGCCCCCAGGCGCACAUCGACCCCCAGGUCGGCGUCGCCGUGCAGUCGCUGUGGUCCGACCCGGCGAGGGAGCAGCUCAUGGAGCACCAGGCCGAGUUCUACCUCAUGGACUCGGCCGAGUACUUCUUCCAGGAGGUGAUGCGCAUCGUCGCGCCCGACUACCUGCCCAGCGAGAUGGACGUGCUGCGAGCGAGGACCAAGACGACGGGCAUAUACGAGACGAGGUUCCAGAUGGGCCAGCUCAGCAUGCACAUGUUCGACGUCGGCGGACAGAGGAGCGAGCGCAAGAAGUGGAUCCACUGCUUCGAGAACGUCACGUCCAUCAUCUUCUGCGUCGCCCUGAGCGAGUACGACCAGGUGCUUCUGGAGGAGAGCAGUCAGAAUCGCAUGAUGGAGAGUCUCCUGCUGUUCGACUCGGUCGUCAACUCGCGAUGGUUCAUGAGAACCAGCAUCAUCCUCUUCCUCAACAAGGUGGACAUUCUCAAGCAGAAGCUGCUCCGGUCGCCCCUCGGGAACUACUUCCCCGACUACUCGGGCGGAAACGACGUCAGCAAGGCGGCCAAGUAUCUUCUGUGGCGCUUCAACCAGGUGAACAGGGCGCACCUGAACCUCUAUCCCCACUUAACCCAGGCCACGGACACGUCCAACAUCCGGCUCGUCUUCGCCGCCGUCAAGGAGACGAUACUCAACAACGCGCUCAAGGACUCGGGCAUUCUGUGA
Molecule: messenger RNA, 2094 nt
Organism: Drechmeria coniospora
Lineage: Eukaryota; Fungi; Ascomycota; Sordariomycetes; Hypocreales; Ophiocordycipitaceae
Exons: 7
Coding region: 1-2094 (697 amino acids)
Biological process (GO): adenylate cyclase-activating G protein-coupled receptor signaling pathway
Cellular component (GO): heterotrimeric G-protein complex
Molecular function (GO): G protein-coupled receptor binding; GTPase activity; GTP binding
Source: RefSeq, a predicted model, not a curated record